This is a messenger RNA of Orycteropus afer afer, 1337 nucleotides long. The record is from RefSeq and is a predicted model, not a curated record. NCBI's taxonomy places the organism in Eukaryota, Metazoa, Chordata, Mammalia, Tubulidentata, Orycteropodidae.
UGAUCUCAACCCAAGGCAAAGGUGGGAUAUCAUGGCAUCCGUCUGGGUUGGACAUCGAGGAACUAUUAGAGAUUAUCCAGGCAUUAGCCCAUCAGUUGAUGCUGAAAUUAUUCACAAGGCAAUCAGAGGAAUUGGAACCGAUGAGAAAGCACUCAUCAGCAUUCUGACGGAGAGGUCGAACGCACAGAGGCAGCUGAUUGUGAAGGAAUAUCAAGCAGCUUAUGGAAAGGAGCUGAAAGAUGACUUGAAGGAUGAUCUUUCUGGCAACUUUGAGAGUGUCAUGGUGGCCCUCGUGACUCCACCAGCAGUGUUUGAUGCAAAGCAGCUGAAGAAAUCCAUGAAGGGAAUUGGAACAAAUGAAGCUGCAUUGAUUGAAAUUCUAACCACUAGAACAAGCAGGCAGAUGAAGGAGAUCGCCCAAGCCUACUAUACAGUAUAUAAGAAGAGUCUUGGAGAUGACAUUAGCUCUGAAACAUCUGGUGACUUCCGGAAAGCUCUAUUGACUUUGGCUGAAGGAAGAAGAGAUGAAACUCUGAAAGUAGAUGAACAUCUGGCUAAAAAGGAUGCUCAGAUUCUCUAUAAUGCUGGUGAGAAGAGAUGGGGCACGGAUGAGGAUAAAUUCAUCGAGAUCCUGUGUUUAAGGAGCUUUCCUCAACUGAAACUAACAUUUGAUGAAUAUAGAAAUAUCAGCCAGAAGGACAUUGAGGACAGCAUAAAAGGAGAAUUAUCUGGGCAUUUGGAAGACUUACUGCUGGCCAUAGUUCAUUGCGUGAGGAACACACCUGCCUUUUUGGCUGAAAGACUGCAUCGAGCUUUGAAGGGUGCUGGAACUGAUGAAUUUACUCUGAACAGAAUAAUGGUUUCCAGAUCAGAAAUUGACCUUUUGGACAUUCGAGCAGAGUUCAAAAAGCAUUACGGCUAUUCCCUAUAUUCAGCUAUUAAAUCGGAUACUUCUGGAAACUAUGAAAUCACACUUCUAAAGAUCUGUGGAGGAGAUGACUGAAUCAAGAAGAUAAUCUCCAAAGGUCACCUGCUUCCAUAGUGGUCUUUCCCACCAGCUACAUUUCCUUCCUUCUCAGAGUACUAAAAAGUUUAUAUAUGUAAGCAGCAACUUGUUUUCCUAACAGCAAUUUUCAUUGUCUCAUAACAAUAACAAAAAGUGAGUAUUUUAGAGCACCUCAUUCAUAAUGUAGUAGUUUCUAAAUGAAAUUUUGAAAUAGUAUUAAAAUUUCUGCUAAUUCAAAUUAUGUUUCUGCCCAAGAAGUGAGAAUUUUGUGUGGUUCUAAAUCAUUAAAUAUAAUAACAUGCAAUAAAAUUGUUUCCUUUGUUAAAGGUAA